AUGGAUAAUCAACAAAAAAUUACUACAAAUACUAAUGAUCAAUUUACUUCCAGUUAUUGGAAGCAGUUAUGGCGUUGGACCACCUCUGGUAGCCUGAAGAACGAUGAACUCUUAGCAGUAUUGGGCACCAAGGAAAUCACAGAUGCUCUUUGUCAAGGCCUCGCCAGCUACAAACCCAAUAAACCUGAGCUAUAUGCCCAGUUACAACGAAAAUAUCCAGAUCAAACUAAACUGUUGAGUGUAAUUCAUACAUUACAGAAUUAUAUGGAUAUAGACUGCUUCAAAUUAUGGGAUAUUGUACAGUCAUAUUUGUGUGAUAUUUCGUAUGGUACUGCAUCAGAUGCUAUGAAAAAUAUUGCUUUUGUGGACACUAGACCUACAUUUCUGCUUCCCAAUAUAUGGAACUUUUAUUACUCUGAAAGAUUGUUUCUUUUAAAGUUAUUACAGUAUAUUAUAGAAGUUAAAGACAAUACUAAUCAUGUUUAUCAGAAAGAGUUUAUGAAAAUAUAUACAGACAUAAAGGGAAAUAUUGUGGAGUCACUGAUUUCACAGUUUGAUAAGUUAAUUUCCACUGCACCACCUUCUAGAAAGAUUCAAAGUGAUUUCAGCAGCGAAACUGUGAGACAAGAGUGGGCCGAGUCAAAUCAGAGAGAACAAUUGACUAUACUACAAAUCCUCUUAAUACUUGCUAGUGAAACUUCUAUCAAUGAUGAAAAAUUCAAUAAAUUGUUAUGUUUAUUUAAAAAACACAACUUUGGUAAAAACCAAGGAUACAAUGAGCUUCUUGGAGAAACACAUAGGGAGUUCUAUAUGAGAAUCAUGUAUAUAGAAGUAUGCCUAUUUAUGGUUAUAUUAGAUAGCAGACUGAUUAAAAACCCAUCAUCAUGGAUAGAAACAACUAAGCAAAAUGUGGAAUGUGAAUUGACGAAACUUCAGAUGAAUGUUGAACAUAGUGCUAUGCUUAUUACAUGGAUGUUACUAACACUGCAGAGUGAACAGCAUUCAAGAUUGUUUGAAAGCCAUUAUCAACAUUUUGGCACUGUUGCACUUAGAAUGCAUGUAUUUGAAUUUCUACUAGAAAUGCUGAAUAACUCAGUUUUCUCUGACAAUUCAAAAUGCUCGAAAAUCGCAAGACAACGUGUCUUUUGUCUUCUAAAUGAUUUGUGCAAUAAAUUUGACGGCGACGGCACACUAAGUCAUCAACCCGGUAUAAUACAACUCUGUGCGGACCUACUCAAGACACCAGAUAUAGCGAACCAAUUCUGGAAGCUGCACCAGAAAGAUGACGAUAAUGGAGUGGUGUCACUUUGGAAUACUGCUCUGGAAUAUUUUCCAUACAAUUUCAAUGCACUGUCCAUUUUGGCUGCUGGUUUAGCUGAAGCUGGAAAAUCAAGUGUUAUUAAUCUUAUAGCAGAAUUAAAAAAUCUACCUGUAUAUACUGAAAUAUACAACCCAAAUGCCGUACCAGUCAUGUCUUUGCAAUUGGAUGAUGCUAUCAUUGGCAGAGAAUAUUACCCGUUGGGAGACUUAUCAUAUCGCAUUGAAGCUGGGUCAAAGGCUACUAUCAUGGAGAGGAAAGAAGGCACCAUGAUACACUUUCGCACACCAUGUUCUUAUUGGACAGUAUUUAAUAAUGAAAUAGGGAAGGCAUUAGAUCGUAAGCAACAUCAUCAGCACAACAUAAGUUUGACUUUGGAAAGGGUAUAUGAAGGAACCAAGAUCUUGAAAGGAAUACUGAAAGCUUUAGUGGAAGAUCAAGAAAUACCUAAAAGUCUAGUGGUGCCUAGUGAGGGCGUCUUCGAUAUUCUUGUGCGAUUCAUGCGGGCGGAUAACGCCACGUUGCCGCUGCUAGUUGAAUGCCUGCAAGUUUGCACCGCAUUGAUACCUGUGUUUCCUAAAGAAAUACACAUGAGGCUUAUAAAUACUGGGCUACUGCCACGGGUACUAAACCAAAAACUAUCCCAUGUUGAGUAUGCAAGUGGGGCUUCGUUUGAUACGGCGGCUGUGGGGUCUUUCUUAAUUACAAUAGAACAGCCUACUGGCUCAUAUAAAUUCUUGGGAGCUUACAUUGAUUUGCUAUGCGCUUUCCACAAGGUGUCUAACGACGAGCGAAUAACGACUGAAAUAAUUCUGCCCGGCCUGAUACUGACUUUGCGUGAAGUGUUCCCCAACGUGUGCGGAUGGCGCUAUAAAGACACUGACGAACGACGCCACUUAUUGAAACGUUGCGCCAAUUUCCUCGGCCUCGUGUUGCAACAUUCCAAAGAGACGAAUAAUAGCAUAGAUCUACUGAAACGCACUGGUGUAUACAGCCUGUUGUACACAGAGAAUGCAUUGGAAUUGUUAAAGAUCAUAUCUGUUGGUAACGACCAAUUGGAGAGAAUGAUGCAAGAUGAAACAAAUUGGACAUCCGGUACAGGAUCUCACUAUUUGUCGACACUACAGAGAUGUGUCGCUAUAGUAAUGUUCACACUACGCUUAAAAUCUCUAGUUGUCCCAACUGACAGCCAGAAUAUGACACCUUUAGAACAUUUGAUAUUUGCACAAAAUAAACAAAAAGACUCAUUGAAAGUGGUGCCCAAAGUGACUAGUUAUAUAAAUCAUGCGUUCAAUAAGAAUUUACCAGUAUUGUGCUGCCGAUUGCUGAAGAAGUUUGCAGGUAGUUUCCAAAUGUCUUUAUUCUCAUCAUUGGACAUGACUGCAUACCAAGUACGCGUCAUGUUUUUAAAUAGAUUGCGUGAUGAAUACGAAACGAUGGAUUUGAAAGUGUCUAUCUUAGAGUUUAUUGCUACCUGUGUGGGCAAACAGCCUGGACUAACAGAGGCAUUCUUCAUGAUGAAUUACGAAAAAGCAAAGGCUGACGAAAAGAAUAAGGAUGAAAUUAAAUCAAAAACUAAAUCUGAGCCUGAUGACAGCUUUGAGGGUAUUUUAGGUUACAUGGCCGACUAUCUGAGCACUGUAAAAUCUGAUGCUAAACUAUUACAUAGCCCUUUGUUGGCAUCUAUUAUGGAACUAUUCCAUGAGUUGUGGAAAAAUAAUAUGCAAAUUUUAGUAAAGAAACUACGUGAAAACCCUAACUUUUGGGAACAUAUAACCAGCCCUCUUUUUAAUGAAAUUCAACCUAACUUGAGAACUUACGCUCAAAUAUUCAAUGUCCUCGGUAUAGAAAUAUUUACAUCCAGAGACAAAUUGGAACCUAAUUUAAAAGAGACUUUAGAACUAUUUUUUGAUACUAAUAAAAAACACCUAGAUACAUGGAUAGAUUACAUUUUUUCCUUCAAAGGUAGGACCGAUACAGACGAAGUAGUGGACAAAGUUCCAGUUUGGUUGGGGUUGUUGACUUCGUGGAAGGAUUUCACUACUAUAUUUAGCAAAUGCUUACGCGAUGUGAUAACUCUAAAUAUAGCACAUAAAGCCAAAAUGGUAGCCCCUUGUAUGAACGCUUUAUUGACGGAAUUGGAGGAUAUGAAAGACAGUCGACUAGUUGUUAUACUCGCCGAACUAUAUGUUAUAAUGUUGGCCAAUUGGAAAGACGACUGCUUUGAUAAUAGAAAAACUAGCGCGAAACAAAUUGAUAGCCUUCUAACUAACUCAGCUAUUAUGUAUGAAUGUUUGCACCCCAGAGCUGUCCGCGCUAUACUUUCUAUUGGGACAGUAGCUAUAAGCAGUUUAGAUUACGAAAUAAAAGCAAGCAGUAUAACAGCACAAAGCAUAAUACGAUCUGUUACUAAUAUAAACACUAUCGAACUUGAAAAUCUAUUUGAUGAUAUAAAUGAACCAAAACCUGAUCCCAAUGUAAAUGGAUCUCAAGCUAAUGGAAAUAUUCCACCUGUGGUGCUAUCUCUAGCUAUGUUGGAACAGUGUUUAGAUUUAUAUGAUGAUAUGUUUUCGGGAUUAUCACAGUGGUUUCAAUCGAGCAGAUUUGUCAACAAAUUACUAUGCUGUUUGCAAAAGUGUUUGCAGAACCGUCGACAUUAUCACACUUCAUUGUCAGCUCUGCGAUGCUUGACUGCUUACUCUAGAGGACCGUUUUCUAAAGACUUACUCAUGAGCGAUGUGGAUCAGUUUCUUUGGCUGCAGUUACUGCCGCCAAAGUUCGACAAUAAUGGUGGUCCACUAGCGUGGAAGCCACAUGAGUGGUGGCGGGUAUACGCCUACAGUUUAGACUUCAUAUCGAUGAUGGUGAUGAAGCACGGUCAGUUCUUCGUCAGCGACGCCAUUACAUUCGUUGGUGUGCACCUAGAACAUCUAAUAGAGGCAAUAUUGCUGCCUCGUCAAGUUUUCAGCAUAGAAGCAUUAAAUCUUUGUGCGUCUGUUUUGAAUCUCAUAGUACAACUAGUGAAAUAUGAAUCCAGAUGGCGGAUACAGAAUAUAAACUCAUUAGUUGGAAUAAUGCGCAGUAUUAGUGCCUGUUUUUAUCAAUGUGUGACACUAAUGCUUCGAUCGCGUCGUUCGUCUGAUCCUACUUUACAAACGAACGAGGAAUCUUUUGGCCAAGCGCCUUCACUAUUGCACAGAACCCUGGAAGUAUUGCAUAUGUCGACCCUGUGCCUGCUAGCAUUCAGUCCGGAUCUCCUCUCCUUGCUAGCGGAUCCAGGCUUGGAUUUGGAGCAUUGGCAGCCCCUAGUAGAGCUACAUUUUGGCGCACCAAAGAUAACCUACGAACCAUUCCCCCAGUUGACUUUCGGAACAUUAUUAUCGGCAAUAUGUUUGCUAACUAGAUCAUUGUACCAUUCAUACCAAUGCGAGGAGGGUAGCGGUUGGCGGUCUCCGCGUGGUCGAAGGCGUACCAGUGGUGGUGGAGGCGGUAGUGGUGGCAGCGGCGGGGUUGGGGGCAGCCCAGAAGCGCGGCGGGGGGGACGCAGCGAGUCACUGACGAGUGUGAGCUCCGCCACCAGUGUGCACGCGUUGCCUGGCCUCGACGAACGUCUCGUGGGUGCUGCAUUAGCCGCCGCCGCUGCACUUCUCGCCUCGCAGGCUUUGCUUGCGGUGCGCGAUCCGAAUGUGCCUUCCCGGCAUAAACAGCUUGUGCGGCGUGAACUCGGCUCUGAACUAGCUCCUUUCCACGAUUUCGUACGUAAGCGCAUACUAUUUGCUGCUCACGGAUGCCCCUACUUGGUAAGAAAUAAACUGGACGCUUGGCCUCUACGGCCGGACGAGGAAGAAAUUAAAAGAAUAGAAGAUGUGAGGAAAGAACGAAACAUUUCCAGAGACGACGACGAUAGACCUCCACCACCGCCGCCGAAACGCGUGAGCAGUGAUUCCAUGCGAGAAUACAUUCUACGGAAACAUUACUUGGAUAAGUGUGCACAAACACCGAUCAAAGGACCACAUUCCCCCGUCUCCCAUUCCACGCCAACUUCAGAUAAGAAGAAAGAAACAUCGAGAAGCUCAAAGCGUGUGUCGUGGGCGGAGACCACCAGGGAAAAUGACGAGAGUUUGGACUCCUCAUUGCAGGACAUUGAGCCGGUAUAUUCGAAUUUAACCGACGUACAAAUAAAUAAUGAUGAAGAUUAUUUUCACCUCAUGUCUGUUGUGUUCCUUUAUAUUUGUCAAUCUGAAUUGUAAUUUGUAAUUUAAGUAUUAAUAAAUAUUUUCUACAGAAACAA
This is a messenger RNA of Achroia grisella, 5609 nucleotides long. RefSeq names its product nucleoporin Nup188 (gene Nup188). Gene Ontology annotation, biological process: protein import into nucleus; RNA export from nucleus. NCBI's taxonomy places the organism in Eukaryota, Metazoa, Arthropoda, Insecta, Lepidoptera, Pyralidae. The record is from RefSeq and is a predicted model, not a curated record. Gene Ontology annotation, molecular function: structural constituent of nuclear pore. The coding region runs from base 1 to 5568 and encodes 1855 amino acids. The transcript is spliced from 17 exons. Gene Ontology annotation, cellular component: nuclear pore inner ring.